Mucor velutinosus is the source of this 516-nucleotide messenger RNA. Its product is annotated as 30S ribosomal protein S12. Gene Ontology annotation, cellular component: extracellular region. The record is from RefSeq and is a predicted model, not a curated record. The transcript has 2 exons. Lineage: Eukaryota; Fungi; Mucoromycota; Mucoromycetes; Mucorales; Mucoraceae. Bases 1 to 516 code for a protein of 171 amino acids.
AUGGUCUCAUCUUCAUCUCUCUUUAAAUUCAUUGCUCUUAUUGCUCUUAUUGCUGUUCAAGCUGUCUUGGCUGCUCCAUCUGCCUCUGCUCCUAGUGCAAGCACCGUUAAGUCUCAAGCUUUGGCUGCUCAUAACAAAUACAGAGCCAAGCAUCAUGUUCCCCAGCUCAAGUGGAGCGUCAAGCUCGCUGAACAUGCUAGAACUGUUACUACCUCUUGUGUUUGGGGCCACAAUGUCAUGAGAGGCACUGGCCAAAACAUUGCCUAUGGUUACCCCUCCAUGAAGGCUGUUGUCGAUGCUUGGUACAACGAAGUCUCUGAUUACGACUAUGCCAGUGGUCAAUCUUUGGGCGGCAAAGUUACUGGCCAUUUCACUCAAGUCGUUUGGAAGGGAACCACUGAGGUUGGCUGUGCUGCCACUUACUGCUCAAAUUUGAGAGCUACCUACUAUGUCUGUGAUUACAGCCCUCCUGGAAACUACUAUGGUGAAUAUACCAAGAACGUUUUCAAGCCAUAG